AUGUCAUACAAUCGAUUGAACGACGAUUAUUACGACAGUCACCCCAUGGAUAGGGUUCGGCGGUCACCCUCUCCUGGACACCCAUUGCAGCACGGGUACCAGCUCGAAGACCACCCGUAUGGUUACUCGCAUUCACAACAGGAUAUACGGUACACGGGCGAGGAGUACCAGAUGCAUACGGCACAAUCGAUUGACAACCUCGGCGGCGGGGGUAGUUACGCGGUCGACCCCGCAGCUCACCACGAUGCUUAUUACAACCAGCCGUACGAGCCCAACCGCAGCGGACACCAGGGAGGCUACAACAAUGAUGGCUAUUAUGACGACGACCGCAGCCCCAUGUUAGGUCACAACUCUGGCCAUCACGCCCAGCAAGAACCGUAUCGUGACAACCCGCAACCGCAGCAACAGCAGCAAAACAAAUCGUCCAUCAAGAGAUGGAAGACGGUCAAGCAGGUGCUGCUGUACCGCGGUAACCUGGUGUUGGAUUGCCCAGUGCCCCCGAAGUUACUGAAUCAGCUUCCCCAUGGCGAGCGCGAUGAGUUCACUCACAUGCGCUACUCGGCCGCCACAUGCGAUCCAUCUGAGUUCUACGAAAACAACUUCACUCUGCGCCAGAAGCUCUUCAGCAAGCCACGUCAUACCGAGCUUUUCAUUGUUGUCACCAUGUACAACGAGGAUGAGAUUCUGUUUGCCCGGACCAUGAUCGGUGUCUUCAAGAACAUCGAGUACAUGUGCAAGAAGACCGAUAGCAGGACGUGGGGCAAGGAUGCUUGGAAGAAAAUCGUCGUAUGCGUUGUCAGCGACGGUCGUGCUAAGAUUAAUCCACGGACGCGCGCGCUUUUGGCUGGUAUGGGUGUGUAUCAAGAGGGUAUCGCCAAGCAGUCAGUCAACGGCAAGAAGGUCCAGGCACAUAUCUACGAAUACACCACACAGGUGGGACUGGCGAUCAGGAACGGUGUCGUACAGCUUAUUCCCAAGCAGCAGCCGGUCCAAAUGCUGUUCUGCCUCAAGGAGGAGAACAAGAAGAAGAUCAACUCGCACCGCUGGUUCUUCCAGGCGUUUGGCCGCGUUCUUGACCCUAACAUCUGCGUGUUGAUCGAUGCCGGUACUAAGCCCGGCCCAACGUCUAUCUAUGAAUUGUGGAAGGCGUUCGACCUGGAGCCCAUGUGUGCCGGUGCUUGCGGUGAAAUCAAGGCAAUGCUUGGCAAAGGAGGCAAGAACCUGCUGAACCCGCUGGUAGCGGCUCAAAACUUCGAGUACAAGAUGAGCAACAUCCUUGACAAGCCGCUAGAGUCUGCCUUCGGUUUCAUCUCGGUGUUGCCGGGUGCCUUCUCAGCGUACCGCUAUAUUGCCCUUCAAAACGACAAAAACGGACAAGGCCCGCUUGAGAAGUACUUUGCCGGCGAGUUCAUGCACGGUAAGGGCGGUAUCUUCACGGCCAACAUGUACCUGGCUGAGGACCGUAUUCUGUGUUUCGAGCUGGUCACCAAGCGGAAUUGCCACUGGAUCUUACAAUACGUCAAGUCGGCUACGGGUGAAACCGAUGUUCCCGAGACUAUUCAGGAGCUUAUUCUUCAGCGCCGCCGCUGGCUCAACGGUUCCUUCUUCGCCGCCAUCUAUGCCAUCGUGCACUUCUAUCAGUUCUUCCGCUCUGAUCACUCCUUAUUACGCAAGAUCGCAUUUUUCGUUGAGUUCGUCUUCAACACGGUUAACAUGAUCUUCUCCUGGUUCGCUAUCGGCAACUUCUUCCUGGUCUUCAAGAUCCUCACUACCAGUUUGGGAGAUGAGCAACUACUGGGCACCGUUGGGCGCAUUCUGGGUGUUAUUUUCACCUGGUUGUACGGCGUGUCGCUCAUGUCGUGCUUCGUCUUGUCCAUGGGUAACCGUCCGGCUGGUUCGGGGCCGUACUACCUAACAAUGGCCAUUUUCUGGGCGAUUCUCUUCGUUUACCUCAUGUUUGCUGCCAUCUACAUUGCUGUCAACGCCAUCAUCACCGACGUCAACACCAACGGCUUCAGUGUAGACUCGCUCUUCAGGAACAAAGUCUUCUACACGUUGAUCGUCUCGGUGAUGUCCACAUACGGCAUUUGGCUGAUCGCCUCACUGCUCAUGUUCGACCCAUGGCACAUGUUCACUUCCCUUAUCCAAUACAUGCUUCUCUCGCCGACCUACACAAACGUUCUCAACGUCUAUGCUUUCUGCAAUACGCACGAUAUCACCUGGGGUACCAAGGGCGAUGACAAGCCCGAGGAGCUUCCUGACGCCAAGACGGGCAAGGACGGCCAGGGUAAGAUCGAUCUGCCUGACGAGGUCGACUUGAAUACGCAGUAUGAGAAGGAACUGCGUGUCUUCGGUAGUCCCGAGGUCAAGGUUGCAAAGGCACCGACGGCGAAACAAGAAGCGGAGGCCCAGGAGGACUAUUACCGCGGCGUUCGUACCGUUGUUGUGCUUGUCUGGAUGAUCAUGAACUUCGCGUUGUGCGCCGUUGUGUUAUCCUCGGCCGGUGUUGAGAAGAUUGUGACAGGCGACGAUGGUCGUACUGAGGAGGAGGUGAAGAGCGAACGCGCAAACAUCUACCUUAGCAUUGUUUUGUGGUCGGUGGCUGGUUUGUCGGCGUUUAAGUUCCUAGGUGCCAUGUGGUUCUUGGUGGUGCGCAUGUUUAGGGGCGUGUGA
Thermochaetoides thermophila DSM 1495 is the source of this 2673-nucleotide messenger RNA. RefSeq names its product chitin synthase-like protein. Lineage: Eukaryota; Fungi; Ascomycota; Sordariomycetes; Sordariales; Chaetomiaceae. Gene Ontology annotation, cellular component: cell periphery; cell septum. Gene Ontology annotation, molecular function: chitin synthase activity. The transcript is spliced from 4 exons. The record is from RefSeq and is a predicted model, not a curated record. Bases 1 to 2673 code for a protein of 890 amino acids.